CUCCUGCGAACACUAAUCCUCGUCCAAAAGCUGAGUUUGAGGAAACAUGGGGGGGUCAUUGGUUGGUUCAUUGGUCGUAUGCGAGAAAAAUAGAAAGCGCAGUCAGUGCGCUGUUUCGCAGAGACAGAAUACGAUAG
Acaulospora morrowiae is the source of this 137-nucleotide messenger RNA. NCBI's taxonomy places the organism in Eukaryota, Fungi, Glomeromycota, Glomeromycetes, Diversisporales, Acaulosporaceae. The record is from the annotation of a GenBank genome assembly.